Molecule: messenger RNA, 2194 nt
Organism: Pyricularia oryzae 70-15
Lineage: Eukaryota; Fungi; Ascomycota; Sordariomycetes; Magnaporthales; Pyriculariaceae
Exons: 3
Coding region: 665-1660 (331 amino acids)
Biological process (GO): protein N-linked glycosylation
Cellular component (GO): mannan polymerase complex; Golgi membrane
Molecular function (GO): alpha-1,6-mannosyltransferase activity
Source: RefSeq, a predicted model, not a curated record
GGAUGUAACAAUGCUUCCUUUGGCAUUUGAUAAGAUCCGCGAAAUAAUACGUACGGAGAAGGAAAAUAAAUACAGGAAUGCGAUUUCUGGAUAGGAGACAUCGAACCUAACCAACUGCUUUACCCGAAUUACUGUUGAUUUCGAGUCAAAAGCUCUCAUGGUUAGGCCAUCUGGCCGCAAGGGUACCUAGUACCUCGAUAUUUGCCCCGUUUCCCACGCCAAUCUCGAUUGUGUCGCAAGCUCUAAUAUAGGAGGCUCCAGAUUGCACUUUCCUUCCAGCGCAUGGGUAUUUUUUCUUCUUUUUUUUCUUCUCUCGAAUCCCACUUCUUCGCCCUCAACUCGCGCACGGGAACGACGAAACUGCAACACUAAAUCGACCCCUACCAGAAAGCACGUAGGCGGUGCAAGCCGGCAUUAAACCCCAGAGCAGCUAGACGUGCCAGAUUUAUCACCUCGUCUGUUAGUUGCGCCAACCCUCGAUCAGCCACGAACGCGCAAGGCGCCCGCUGCGACAAGGAAAGCGAACACCUGUUUCGCAAACCAGCCUCGACCCUGACUACACGUCUGCAAUAACUGACGGGCUUGGCCCUGGCCGCUCGACCUUGAGCGAUCAUCUUGGAUCGAGACGGCCGCAGCGCCCCGGGAAGUGAAAGCAUCCGUCACCAUGCAUCUGCCAUACCCAGCCCGCAAGGAUUCAAAUGCCGCGCGGUAUAAGCCGGCCAGGCCGCCAUCAGCCUCCUCUGGCUACAUACCGCCCAUACUUCGGCGGAUCAGGUUAAGAGGGGGACUGAUAAUCGCCGUCGUUACCUUUGCAUGCUUCUACCUCUUCUUCUCGAUAUCUCGCGCCAGCACAGCGAGUAGGAGCAUCAAGCGCAGUGGCGCACAGCACCCGAUAACUACGCAUGAUCCCACGGGCAACCCGCCUGCGGUGCUUGUCACGGUCAUGGAUUCUGGCCUCCACAGCAAUUCCUACCUGCAAAAUCUUAAGGAGAAUCGGUUAACGUACGCCAAGAAGCAUGGUUACGAGACGUGGUUCCCCGACGUCUUUGAGUAUGACCUCAAGGGCGCACCUACAUCAUGGUCCAAGGUGGUUGCAAUGAGGCACGCCCUUACCAAGUUCCCGGAUGCGACCUACUUCUGGUUCCUAGACCAUGAUACCAUUAUCGUCAACAUGGAGCCGACGGUGGAGCAGUCGUUAAUGGAGGCAAAGGCCAUAGGAGAUGUGAUGAUUAAGGAUCACCCGGUCGUGCCACCCGACAGCAUCAUCAAGACAUUCACGCACCUGAAGGGCGAGGACGUCGAUCUUGUUCUCACCCAGGACAAGGCAGGUCUUUCCGUGGGUAGCUUCAUUGUACGCAACGGAGAGUGGGCCAAGUUCUUCCUCGAGACAUGGUUUGAUCCCAUCUACCGAAGCUACAAUUUCCAAAAAGCUGAGGAGCAUGCUCUUGAACAUAUCGUUCAAUGGCACCCCACCAUCUUGUCAAAGCUGGCAAUCGUACCGCAAAGGUAUAUCAACUCUUACAAUACGGGAGACUCUGGGGAAUCCUACCAAGCUGGCGAUAUGGUUGUCAGGUUUCCCGCCUGCUCCAAGGUUGGGUACCCAGCAUGCGAGGCCGAGGCAGCGAAAUACGAAAAGCAGUGGCGCGGCACCAAAUCAUGACAAGGCGCCUAAGAGUGCUGAGGACGGCAAUUGUGCGGACAUUCAGUACAUUUCAUCCCCGUCCUUGGAUACUGCAGCCCAAUUUAUUAUCUUUUAACUCCUUAUAGCUUUUUCAUACUUUAUCAUCCAUCUAGUUUUCUAUCAGCCCGUCAUUUUUUACGUCUCAUUAAUUUACCUCACCUUUCUCGGGGAGUACUGAACGCCAACACAACAAAUACAUCGCCACGUCUAUGAUGCUGUUUUGUGUACCAUGCAACGACGGGAGCUUCACUGGCCAAAUGGGGUUAUAACGGGGCUUUGCCGGGAUUUCCUGCACCUAAAUUCUAUUUCAUCUGCGUGUUUUUAACGGGGUUUGGGGAAUUUUUACCACGAUUUAUCCUGAUGAGUGGGAAAUAGAACGCGACACGACAAUGUCACGGUGUAGAACUAAAUAUUUAUUUACAUUUAACAGAGUUGUCGCUGCACUUUAGGAGCUCAAGUUGAGACGACGUCCAUGCGACAAUUUCGGCUGGUUGUUAACUACCUAAUUUGCAC